AUGCCGCAAGUUCCAGCGGCCGGGUUGCGACAACCACUUCUCGAUGCCCAGCGUUCCCCACCACCUUCGCCCUUGCCACCUCCUCUACACGAAAACGUUAUGCGCCUUGAAGCCUCAUUCCUAGCACUCCCAGCGGCGCUGGCGGCGGAGCUUCCCAACGGCGUUACAAGUUCCGCUGUCGCCGCUGCAAGAAUGGACGCUGUACGACACCUCGCAGCGGCACCGGAUGUACGGACGAUGCGUGAGGUUUCGGAGGAGCUGGCGGCGCGGGCCGCGCCCCCGGGCUCUUCCUCGGCACCAGCCCCGGCGGCGGGUGGCGCGGGCGAUGGAAAACCUCCCAACAUGAAGGCUCGGCUCCAGGCUCCGGACUUAGCGCUGCUGCUGGGGAUGUCCCCUGCGGAGGCAAAAGCCCUUAUAGCUUCGCAGCGGGAGCUGGGCCGACUGACCCGUGGGUCGGCCACCCAAUCAAUUGAGAUGCUGGGGCAGCUGCUGGGGCUAUUCGGAACAGGAUCGGGGGCGGGAGCGGGAGGAGUCGGCGGGUUUGGUGGGGAAGGGGAUGUACGGCAGCGGCAGUUGGGACGGCUGGUGGUACGGCAGCCUCGUGUACUGCUGGUUUCGGCGCCGGAGCUGCGGGAGCGUUUCGUGGAGCUUCAGUCUCUUCUCUCCCUCCCCACCUCCCUGGCCCGGCGCGUGGUAGCCUCCCAACCCGGGCUCCUAACCCACUCCCCGGACGUGCUGCGGUCGCGGUUGUCGGGUUUGUGUUCCGUAUUCAACACGGACCCCUCACUGGUUGCCGUACUGGCCACGCACCACCCCGGGUUGUUGGCGGUUAACGGGGGGGAGCUGAGCGGGCGGGCGGCCGCACUGACAGAGGAGCUGAGGCUGACGAAGCAGCAGGCAGUUGCCGUAUUCCGCCGCCAGCCUCGCGCACUGCUGCUUCCCUCCGAAACCAUGCGCACCCGGCUCCGGAAUACGGCCCGGCUACUGGGGCUGCCCGGGGGCGGGGCGCUGGGUAGAGUGGUGCUCAACGCGCCUCGGUUGCUGUUGUCGGAGGAGGCGGAGGUGGAGAGGAGGUUGAAGGAGCUGGCGGUGCUGCUGCAGAUACCCGCGGACCGAGCGGCGGUGGUGGCUUCCGAGCACCCGGUGUUGCUGGUGACCCCGGGGUCGGUGCUGGAGGAGAGGCUGCGCACCCUGGCUGAACUCGCACAGCUGAACAUGAGCAAGGCUCGUGCCCUGGCGGUGGACAAGCCAUCUCUGCUGACCAAGAGCAGUGCCUCCAUGAGGAGGUCGGUGGCGGAGGCGGAGGCGGCGGAAGAGGGGGAGGGGGGAGGGGAGGGGCGAGUGCCGGGGGAGGGUUUCAACAAGGGCAGCAGCACCGAGGUCCAGAGGGACCACCGGAACCGACGGUAG
This is a messenger RNA of Volvox carteri f. nagariensis, 1410 nucleotides long. RefSeq lists its product as uncharacterized. The record is from RefSeq and is a predicted model, not a curated record. The transcript is spliced from 7 exons. Gene Ontology annotation, biological process: regulation of DNA-templated transcription. NCBI's taxonomy places the organism in Eukaryota, Viridiplantae, Chlorophyta, Chlorophyceae, Chlamydomonadales, Volvocaceae. The coding region runs from base 1 to 1410 and encodes 469 amino acids. Gene Ontology annotation, molecular function: double-stranded DNA binding.